CAAAGCCGGAGCGCGAUCCGCCCCUUUCGUUUGCUCUUCAAGCUGAAAAUGGCAGCCGUGACAGGGGCGCUCCGAAGGUUACUGAAACCCUCCGGUGGUUGGACCGGUGCCACCAUAUGGAGAGCAAGCGCGGUGGCCGGAAGGUGUUUAUCAGCAGCGGCGAGUGGGCGGAAGUGCACAGCCGACGCCAAGCCCUCUGUGCCUCGGCUAUAUUUCAGUACUAGUGCUGCAAGGUUUGUUCCUGCUGUCACUCAGCGUGCUCCAUUUUUUAAGGGGACAGCUGUGGUGGAUGGAGAUUUCAGGGAGCUCAGUUUAGAUGACUUUAAAGGAAAAUACCUCGUUCUUUUCUUCUACCCCUUGGAUUUCACUUUCGUAUGCCCAACAGAAAUUAUAGCUUUUAGUGACAAAGCAAAUGAAUUCCAUGAUGUGAAUUGUGAAGUUGUUGCUGUAUCAGUAGACUCUCACUUCUGUCACCUGGCAUGGAUAAAUACACCACGAAAGACUGGUGGUUUAGGCCACAUGAAUAUCCCACUUCUAUCAGAUUUAACAAAACAGAUUUCCCGAGACUAUGGUGUUCUCAUAGAAAGCUCUGGCCUAGCGUUAAGGGGCCUUUUUAUCAUUGAUCCUAAUGGUGUUGUCAAGCAUUUAAGUGUCAAUGAUCUCUCAGUGGGUCGCAGUGUAGAAGAAACACUUCGGUUGGUGAAAGCAUUCCAGUAUGUAGAAACACAUGGAGAAGUCUGUCCAGCAAACUGGAUUCCAGACUCCCCUACGAUUAAGCCAAACCCAGAAGAUUCAAAAGAAUAUUUUUCAAAAGUAAAUAAAUAAAAUGAUGAGCAGUACGGGAUUAAUGGUUGAAUCUAUUUCCUGAAGCCAAAAUCAAUCAUCCUGUGAGACUAGCCCUGAUGAUAAUGAAAACCACAGAAUAUUUUCUACUUUGCUAUGAUGAAUGUCUAAAUGUUCACAGGGCUUUGGCCCUCCCUCAUAGGCCAAUUAAUUUAACCCCAAAUUAGUUUAAAAGGACAUAUUUCCUACACAAAAUACUAGAAAAUAAUUCUCAUUUAAAAAUCAUUCAUUUUGAAGUAAAAAUAUCUGCAUUUUGUAUUUAGUGUGGAAAAAUAGUGAUGCUUUUUAGUUUGUAGUAUAUUCAGGUUUCCUAUCUUUGUAAACAAUGAAACUGUAACCCAAUUCACGCACAUUGAGUAAAUUAGUUGCAUUCAUAGCAUGAAUCUUCAUGGUUCCUUUUUUUAACUCCCUUGAGAAACAACCAACACAGAUGUCUCUUUGGGAAUUAUCUUUGUGAACUAAUAAUGAAAUAAUCAUGAUUAUUCAGCAUAAAAAAGAGGCUAUUAAAUAUUUUGGAAUACUGAAAUGAAAAAAUAAAAAAUUUAGGAAGAGUA
Molecule: messenger RNA, 1397 nt
Organism: Notechis scutatus (mainland tiger snake)
Lineage: Eukaryota; Metazoa; Chordata; Lepidosauria; Squamata; Elapidae
Gene: PRDX3
Product: peroxiredoxin 3
Biological process (GO): cell redox homeostasis; cellular response to stress; response to oxidative stress
Cellular component (GO): cytosol; mitochondrion
Molecular function (GO): thioredoxin peroxidase activity
Source: RefSeq, a predicted model, not a curated record